AUGUCGUCUUACACCGUUCCCCUCUGGAUAGACGGCGAAGCCCUCCCCACAGAUUCACUCACCACCUUCCCCGUAAUCCAAUCCACAACCGGAAACAUUGUACACCACGCCGCAUCAGCAACGACGAAAGAAGCCCUCCGCGCCGUCGAAUCAUCCAAAGCAGCAUUCAAAUCAUGGCGCAAUGCCAAUCACGUCACACGCCGGGAGCUCAUCCUCAAAGCAGCCGCCUACUAUGAGCACCACGCCGACCUCUUCAUAAAGACACAAAUCUCCGAGACAUCGUGCGAUGAAGCGUGGGCUAAGCAGAACCUUGACCUGGCAUGCCGGUACCUACGAGAAAUAGCUGCGGUGGUAAGUAGUGUUAAUGGCACGAUCCCGCAGUUGGAGAAGCCUGGUGUUAUGGGGUUCGUGUUCAAGGAGCCUGUCGGGCCGGUGCUGUGCAUUGCGCCAUGGAAUGCGGCGCUCAUCCUUGCGACGAGGGGUGUUGCGAGUGCGAUCGCUGCGGGAUGUACAGUCGUUUUUAAAGCGAGUGAGCUGAGUCCGAAGACGCACCAUUUGAUUACGCAAGCAUUCGUUGAGGCGGGUGUGCCGAAAGGUGUACUGAACCAAAUACAAACGAGGAGAGAGGACGCAGCCGAGGUGACGGAGGCUAUCAUCGCUCACGAGGCGAUCCGAAAAGUAGAGUUCAUCGGAAGUGCUGCAGUGGGGAGGGUCAUUGGACAAGUAGCAGCGAAGUACUUGAAGCCAGUGUUGAUGGAGCUAGGAGGGAAAGGCCCGGCGGUCGUCCUAGACGAUGCAGACCUGGAAGAAGCUGCGAAGCUGGCUGCUAUGGGUGCUGUCAUCAAUCAUGGUCAGAUAUGCUUCUCGACCGAGCGUAUCAUCGUACACGAAGCUGUGGCGGAAAGAUUCCAGCAGCUGCUCGUCAAAGCAAUGGACAACGCUGGUGGCCACGCGGGCUCCGCGGUCAGCUCAGGCAUCGGUAAACACGCAAAUGAUGUGCUCCGCGACGUGGAGAGUUCAGGCGAGAAGUUCCUUAUGGGUGGUCCUUCGGACUCGGAUAUCCAACUCCGCCCGACCAUCGUCCUCAACCCUUCCACGUCCCGCAUCGUCGAUGAAGAGACAUUUGGCCCCUCUGCCUCGCUGUAUGUUGUCUCUUCCGACGAAGCUGCUAUUGAGCUCGCCAAUCGUUCUGCUUACGGUCUCAACGCGACCAUAUGGUCGAACAACAUGGAACGUGCUUUGAAGAUGUCGCGGCAGCUGGAGUAUGGGCAGGUCCAUAUCAACAGUAUCAGCGUAUACACGAGUCCGACAGCGAGCCAGGGUGGAGUCAAGGGGUCUGGGUUCGGACGGCAAAACGGAAAGUGGGGCAUAGAAGAAUUUCUGCUGGACAAGUUUGUUAGCUGGCACGGGAAGGUGUGA
Molecule: messenger RNA, 1419 nt
Organism: Didymosphaeria variabile
Lineage: Eukaryota; Fungi; Ascomycota; Dothideomycetes; Pleosporales; Didymosphaeriaceae
Exons: 1
Coding region: 1-1419 (472 amino acids)
Molecular function (GO): succinate-semialdehyde dehydrogenase (NAD+) activity
Source: RefSeq, a predicted model, not a curated record